ACGAUGCUGACCUCGUUUCUCUUGGCUCUCGUGGCAAGCACUGUUGCUGUGCCCACGAAGCCGGCCAGCGUCGUACAUGAGAAGCGCGUGCUUUUCCAUGCUUCUCAGCAUCGCAAACUCCAGCCAGUGUCGAGAGAUGCUGUGCUUCCCGUUCGCAUUGGUCUGACCCAAAGCAAUCUGGAUCGUGGCUAUGAUCAUUUGAUGGAUAUUUCGCAUCCGUCAUCAGCUAAAUAUGGACAGCAUUGGACUGCUGAAGAAGUAGCUGCCGAGUUCGCACCCACUUCUGAAGCCGUUCAAUCGGUCAAGGAGUGGCUCGCCUCAUCUGGCGUUCAACAAGCCGAGCAAACCACAAACAAGGGCUGGAUAGCGUUCGACGCCACUACAGAACAGAUCGAGCGCCUCUUCGAGACCAGCCUUCAUGAGUACGAGAGCCGUAGAGAUGGAAGCAUCCGAGUCGGCUGCGAUGAGUACUCCCUCCCUCAGCACAUUGCUCCGCAUGUGGACUACAUCACUCCAGGGGUGAAGUUGUCGCCUCCCAUGCGGAAGCCUCCGUACACUGGUCCUUGGAAUCCACCACCAGGUGCAGGCCAACUGCCAGAGGAUCUCCGCACAUGCGGCUUGAACAUCACUCCAGCCUGUAUCAGAGCUCUUUACGACGUUCCUUUCCCCCGCGAAACCGUUAAGAGCGGUGUCAUCGGCAUUUACGAGGCGGAUCGUCUGAGCUCUUACAGUCAGGAAGACUUGAACUUGUACUUCCAGCAGUUUGCGCCAUACGUACCUCAGGGAACUGAGCCGACUGUCGUCUCGGUCAACGGCGGCGUGGCACCUGUGCCGCAAGACAGCCAACGAAACAGUGGCGAGGCAGACAUCGAUUUGGACAUGGUGAUCGAUGUGACCUACUACCAAGUCGCCAUACCACCAGAUGCACCGUCAACCGCCAUUAGCUCAUCCUUCGACACGUUCCUCUUUGCUGUUGAUGGAUCUUACUGCGACGUGAACGCCUCCGCUGCAGGCUUCCAGUGUGGUGGUGCGCCGCUUGCCUCCAUCGUUUCAUUCUCUUACGGCGAGUCUGAGGUCGGCGACGGUCAAGCAGCUGCGCAACGAACUUGCAAUGAGUUUAUGAAGCUCUCUCUGCAGGGCUACACAUUCCUCUUCUCGUCUGGAGAUGCUGGCGUCGCUCAAAUCCCGACGGAGUGCAAUGAGAACGGGUGCAUCUCUCGCGACCUUACUACAGCCAAUGGUCCAAUCUUCAAUCCCAGCAUGGGCGCCGUCUGUCCGUACGUUCUAUCCGUUGGCGGAACUCAGCUUCCAGGUGAUAAGACUGUCCGCGAUCCCGAGUCAGUCAUGUCCAUCCCACAGAUCCCAGAAGGCCCGCGGAAUUGCACCACACCGUCCGCUUUCCUCAGCAGCUCCGGAGGCUUCUCCAACUUCUUCGAAACGCCUAAAUACCAGCAGAACGCAGUCUCAUCAUGGCGCUCCAAGUACGAUCCUGGCUAUCCAACCUACGACUACGACGGCACAAUGUCCAGCAUCGGCGCGAACGGAGGCGUCUACAACCGCAACGGCAGAGGCGUGCCAGACGUGUCGGCGAAUGGCGCCAACUUCACGACGUUCAACAUGGGCUCCGAGACGAACUUCUUCGGUACGAGUCUGUCGAGUCCGUUGUGGGCGUCGCUUCUUGCUUUGAUUAACCAGAAAAGAGCGGAUGUUGGGAAGGGCAAUAUUGGUUUUGUUAAUGCGGUGCUGUAUGAGCAUCCUGAGGUGUUUAAUGAUAUUACUAUUGGACAUAGUGGUGGCUGUGACACAGACGGAUUUGCUGCUGUGCCUGGAUGGGAUCCUGUGACGGGCUUGGGAACACCCAACUUUCCAGCUCUUGAGAAACUCUUCCUGAGUCUGCCUUGA
Zasmidium cellare ATCC 36951 is the source of this 1902-nucleotide messenger RNA. RefSeq lists its product as uncharacterized. Gene Ontology annotation, biological process: proteolysis. Gene Ontology annotation, molecular function: serine-type endopeptidase activity; tripeptidyl-peptidase activity. NCBI's taxonomy places the organism in Eukaryota, Fungi, Ascomycota, Dothideomycetes, Mycosphaerellales, Mycosphaerellaceae. The transcript is spliced from 5 exons. The record is from RefSeq and is a predicted model, not a curated record. The annotation marks the transcript as partial.